AAAUUUAAUUUAUUUCCGUCAAUUUGCGUUUCCUUUAUCCUAAUCCAAAUCUGAAUAAGAACAGUAUGAACAUAUAAACAAACUUGACAAAACUGCAGAAUGAAUUCUUCUAAACUGGAUAGAUCUCCUCCUUAAUUCAUCAAUUUCAUUCAUAGGUUCUUAUUUAAUAAAGAGAUUUGUUGGAGUUUGAUCUGCUUUAGAUUACCUGACUGUAUCUAUUUAUUGGAUCAAACACGUUUUCCAUGGGGACCGAACUUGUUAGACAUCACAUCAAGGAAGAGACUGCAGACAUCUCCAUGCUUCCUUCUGGUUUUGAUUCACUUGCAUCCAUGCCUAAUAAGGGGAGCAGUAAUGAAAAUAAAACAAUUUGCUCAUCCCCUACAAGCAGCUUGCAAUUUCAGAGAUCCCCGGUAAAAUCAGGUUGUAAACCUGAAGGCACGAGAAAAAAGUGUCUAAGACGCCGCCGGUCAGGGUUAAAGUAUGGCCGGGUUGAUAGCAGUUCAGAAGAUGAAUCUAACUAUGGCCAGAAAUUUUCCUCAAGGCCUAACCCAUCCAAAGGGGUUUUCAAUGAGUAUGGAGAUGAUGGAAAUAACCUAAAGGUCACAGCGCGAUGGUGUCCUGAAGGGGCUUGCAGGCCUGAUCUUCAGGAAGCUCCAGUGUUCUAUCCAACUGAAGAGGAAUUUGAAGAUACUUUAACAUAUAUUGAGAGCAUACGGUCCAAAGCAGAAGCAUAUGGAAUUUGCCGUAUUGUACCUCCUACCUCAUGGAAACCUCCAUGUCCCCUCAAGGAGAAGAAGGUAUGGGAAGAAUCAGAAUUUAGCACUCGUAUACAAAGGAUUGACAAACUUCAGAAUCGAGAUUCAAUAACAAAAAAAGCAAAAGCUAAUCAUUAUAAGAAAAGGAAGAGGAGAAGGUUCACUAAAGCUAACAAUACCAAGACCCGCUGCGAUGCUGAAAAUGACGAGUCUGAGGAGAAAUUUGGGUUUGAAACUGGUCCGGACUACACUCUAGAUUCAUUUCAGAAAUAUGCUGGUGAUUUCAAGGCCCAAUACUUUGGAAAGAAUGAAGGUAAAUGGGAGCCGUCAGUGGAAGAUAUUGAGGGUGAAUAUUGGCGCAUGAUCCUGAAACCCACCGAAGAAGUUGAGGUUCUUUAUGGGGCUGAUUUGGAAACUGGAACAUUUGGCAGUGGGUUUCCAAAACAAGUACAUCAAAUCAGCUCUGCUGCUGAGAUGAAAUACAUAAAAUCAGGAUGGAACUUGAACAACUUCCCAAAACUCCCUGGUUCAGUUCUUUCUUAUGAGAGCAGUGAUAUUUCUGGCGUUCUUGUGCCUUGGCUGUAUGUAGGAAUGUGUUUUUCUUCAUUCUGCUGGCAUGUUGAAGAUCACCAUCUGUACUCUUUGAAUUACAUGCAUAUGGGAUCUCCAAAAUUGUGGUAUGGUGUUCCUGGGGCAGAUGCUUUGAAGCUGGAAGCUGCUAUGAAGAAACAUUUGCCAUCCCUCUUUGAUGAACAGCCGGAUUUGCUUCAUAAGCUUGUCACACAACUCUCUCCUUCCAUACUCAAGUCUGAAGGAGUACCUGUAUAUCGAUGUGUUCAGAACUCUGGGGAAUUUGUUCUCACCUUCCCUAGAGCUUAUCAUGCUGGUUUCAACUGUGGAUUCAAUUGUGCUGAAGCAGUAAAUGUAGCUCCAAUGGACUGGUUACCUCAUGGACAGAAUGCUAUAGAGAUCUAUUCAGGUCAAAGGCGCAGGACGUCCAUUUCACACGAUAAACUCUUGCUUGGCGCUGCAAGGGAUGCUGUCAGAGCACAAUGGGAACUUAGUUUACUGAGGAAGAAUACUUCAGAUAACUUGAGAUGGAGAGAUGUUUGCGGAAAAGAUGGGGUUUUGUCUCAUGUGUUAAAGAGUCGUGUUGAUACAGAACGGGUGCGGAGGGAAUUUACUUGCAGUUCCUCACAGACAUUAAAGAUGGAAAGCACUUUCGAUGCAACUUGUGAGAGGGAAUGCAGCAUAUGCUUCUUUGAUCUGCAUCUCUCUGCAGCUGGGUGUCACAACUGCUCACCAAAAAAAUAUGCAUGCUUGAACCACGCAAAACAGCUGUGUUCAUGUCCGGAUGCUUCCAGAUUUUUCCUAUUUCGUUACAAUAUCACCGAGUUAAAUCUGUUGGUAGAAGCUUUGGUAGGGAAACUUAGUUCAAUAUAUCGAUGGGCAAGGCAAGAUCUUGGUCUCUCCAUGAGUUCAUACCUAAACAACAAAGAGUUAACCAAACCAGUUAACCAAAUUCAAGCUGAUCAUACUUCUGAAAAGUGUCCAUCAAACAAAACAGUUGCUACAGAAAGCAAGCCCAGAGUAAGAACUUCUGUUCCUGGGGAUGAUGAUGAUGUUAUCGUUCUUAGUGAUGAUGAGAAUGAGGAGACUGGGACAACAGUUGUUGGGAAUUCUCAAGGGGGUACAAGUUGUGCUCUAGAAAGUUCUGAGGGUUCUCAUAGUGCUGAGAAAGUGGAUGUAGAUGUAAAGUCAAGGUCAAUGGAUUUUGCACAAGCAUCAUUACAUCCUCAAGUUAAUGCUGAUGGACGUUUCAGAAAAAAAGGCCCUCGUAUUGCUAAAGUGGUGAGAAAAAUGAAUUGCAAUGUUGAAGUUCUUGAUUAUGGAGUUAUUCACCCGGGAAAGUUAUGGUGUGAUGUUCGUGCUAUUUACCCAAAGGGAUUUAGGAGUCGCACCAGAUACAUAAACGUUUUAGAUCCAACCAGCACAUGCAAUUAUGUCUCUGAAAUUCUGGAUGCUGGACAUUAUGGACCUUUGUUUAUGGUCUCCUUGGAGAAUUGUCCGAGUGAAGUAUUUAUCCAGUUUUCCGCAGUAAAAUGUUGGGAAAUGGUUCUGGAAAGACUUAACCGACAGAUUGCUACACUACGUAAGACAGGAAAAACAAAUCUUCCUCCCCUCCAACCUCCUGGAAGCUUCGAUGGCUUGGAAAUGUUUGGACUUUCUUCUCCGACAAUCGUCCAGGCAAUUCAAGCCCUGGACCAUGAUAGGGCGUGUUUGGAGUAUUGGAAUUCACGGCCGUUGGAGGAGAUUCAACAAGGGCCUGCUGUGUUUGGGGACGACCAGAAACCAAAACCAGCAGAUGAGGGUGAUAGUUCAUUACUUGGUCUCUUUAAAAAGGCCAGCGACGAAGAACUUGAAGCACUACACCGUCUACUACAAAGCCAUCCCUCAUCAACCGAUCGAGGCUUAGUGGCUCGGCUUCUAAACGACGAGAUCCAUAGGCCUAAAGGAUGAUUCUCUAUUUUGAAAACAUGGGUAUAGUUUUUUCUUUAUAUUUUUUUUUUGUUAAAGAUGGGUUUUUUACAUAGUAAAAUCUGAGCCCCAAUUUUGGUCAUGGGCCAUGCUACACUUACACCAAAAAUUGUACACCAUUUGUGCACCUCUCAUUUAUACACAAAUAUUUUGAUGAUUUACAUCGACAUAAAUGUGUGCAUUAACAAAAAUUUACACGGACACAAAGUGUUGGUACGUUAACAAAAAUUAAUUUUAUACCAACACAAAAUGUCAGUGCAAAUUUGCGUUCUACAAAUGGGGUACAAAAUUUUGGGGUAUAAAAAGCUCUAUCCUUCUGGUCAGAUAUGAUGGAUUUGCAGCGUAAACCCUCUGAAAUGUGAAAAAAUCUUACGCUGAAGAUCUUCUAUUACUGUACAGUGAUAAAAUAGUGCAGUCAAAAUGUUAGACUGCUCAACUCUGUUACUU
Cuscuta campestris is the source of this 3740-nucleotide messenger RNA. NCBI's taxonomy places the organism in Eukaryota, Viridiplantae, Streptophyta, Magnoliopsida, Solanales, Convolvulaceae. The record is from the annotation of a GenBank genome assembly.